UUAUUCCGUUUUCAAGUCAUCUAUUGUUAACAAAACUUUGACGAGGACGCAUUUUUUAACAACUAUAUAAGCAUUCUUCUUUGCAAGAGAUCCCAUCAAAUCCUUCAUUAGUCCUGAUUAUUGAUUCUGGAAUCUAAUAGCAAGAGAUCUACUUGCCAUGGAAAGCCAAUUGACAGUUCUCGUUCUCCUCCUCUCGAGCUUAGUUCUCAUCUCCCAGUCUGCAAAGGCAGCUCCUAAUCCUUCACCCACCCCAAUCAAGGCCGUCAAUCUUGGUGGGUGGCUUGUCACCGAGGGCUGGAUCACACCCAACCUAUUUGAUGAAAUUCCUGUCAAUAAGGAUCUAUUGGAUGGUACUCAGAUCCAGCUCAAGUCAGUCACUAAGAACAAUUACCUCUCAGCCAAUAAUAGUGGAGGAUCGGCAAUCCUUGCAAGCCAGUCAUCGGCUUCUGGGUCGGAGACAUUCAAAUUGUGGAGGAUCACCGAAACAACGUUCCAGUUUAGGAUUUUCAAUUGGCGAUUCUUGGGGCUAGAUGAUCAGGACAAUUUGGUGGCGACUUCAACCUCAUCUUGUGACUCAGAUUCUUCACAUACAUUUGAGAUUGUGAGGAAUGAUGACGAUCCUAAUCGAAUACGCAUCAGAGCGCCCAAUGGUUCUUUUUUGGAGGUCAAGCCAGAAGGGUUGGUGACAGCAGACUAUUCGGAGGAUACUAAUUGGGGAGAUGAUGAUCCUUCCAUUUUUUUAUUGACUAAUGUGAGGCAGAUCCAAGCUGGAGAAUUUCAGGUCACUAAUGGCUAUGGAGCUGACAAGGCCCCAUCUGUUUUGCAAAAUCAUUGGAAUAACUUCAUAGUGGAAGAUGACUUUAAGUUCAUGUCAGAAAAUGGUUUGAAUGCAGUGAGGAUUCCAGUUGGGUGGUGGAUACGAUUUGAUCAAAACCCACCUCAUCCUUUUGUUGGUGGAUCCUUGCAAGCAUUAGACAAUGCCUUCUCUUGGGCAGAGGAGUAUAACAUAAAGGUGAUCAUAGAUUUACAUGCUGCACCUGGAUCGCAAAAUGGGUGGGAACAUAGCGGAACAAGAGAUGGAACACAGUUAUGGGGCAAGACAGAUGAUACCAUCAAAGAAACAGUUGCCGUGAUCGACUUCCUCACGUCGAGGUAUGCAAAUAGAACAGGGCUUUAUGCAAUUGAGUUAAUGAAUGAGCCAUUGGCUCCUGGAGUCACAAUUGAUCGCCUUAAGAAGUAUUAUAAGGUUGGUUAUGACACGGUGAGGAAGUACUCUGAUGUGUAUGUGAUCAUGUCAAACCGUUUAUUGACCAGAAAUCCAACUGAGCUCAUCCGAUUUGCGAGUGGCUUCUCUGGAUCAGUUAUUGAUGUCCAUUACUACAAUAUGUUCUCAAAGGUUUUUGAGGACAUGACAGUGCAGCAAAACAUCAACUAUAUUAAAAAAUAUCGUGCUUCUACUAUUAAAUCAUUAACAAUUUCCAAUGGUCCUCUUAUCUUUAUUGGGGAAUGGGUGGAUGACAUUGAUGUAAUUGUUGCAUCCAAAGAUGAUUAUCAAAGAUUUGGGGCAGCGCAACUUGAAGUGUAUGGGAUGGCGACAUUUGGGUGGUCUUAUUGGACUCUAAAGAAUGUUAGAAAUCACUGGAGCCUAGAAUGGAUGAUAAAAAAUGGAUACAUAACUUUAUAAAAUAUUAAACAUUUAUUGAAGAUAGCAGCUCCUAAUCCUUCCCCCACCCCAAUCAAGGCCGUCAAUCUUGGUGGCUGGCUUGUCACCGAGGGCUGGAUCACACCCUACCUAUUUGAUGAAAUUCCUGCGAAUAAGGAUCUAUUGGAUGGUACUCAGAUCCAGCUCAAGUCAGUCACGAAGAACAAUUACCUCUCAGCCAACAAUGGUGGAGGAUCGGCAAUCCUUGCAAGCCAGUCAUCGGCUUCUGGAUGGGAGACAUUCAACUUGUGGAGGAUCACCGAAACAACGUUCCAGUUUAGGGUUUUCAAUUGGCAAUUCUUGGGGCUAGAUGAUCAGGACAAUUUGGUGGCCACUUCAACCUCAUCUAGUGACUCAGAUUCUUCACAUACAUUUGAGAUUGUGAGGAAUGAUGAUGAUCCUAAUCGAAUACGCAUCAGAGCGCCCAAUGGUUCUUUUUUGGAGGUCAAGCCAGAAGGGUUGGUGACAGCUGACUAUUCGGAGGAUACUAAUUGGGGAGAUGAUGAUCCUUCCAUUUUUUUAUUGACUAAUGUGAGACAGCUCCUAGGAGAAUUUCAGGUCACUAAUGGCUAUGGACCUGACAAGGCCCCAUCUGCAAUGAUGAAUCAUUGGAAUAACUUCAUUGUGGAAGAUGACUUUAAGUUCAUGUCAGAAAAUGGUUUGAAUGCAGUGAGGAUUCCAGUUGGGUGGUGGAUACUAUUUGAUCAAAACCCACCUCAUCCUUUUGUUGGUGGAUCCUUGCAAGCAUUAGACAAUGCCUUCUCUUGGGCAGAGGAGUACAACAUAAAGGUGAUCAUAAAUCUACAAGCUGCGCCUGGAUCACAAAAUGUGUGGGACCAUGGCGGAACAAGAGAUGGAACACUGUCGUGGGGCAAGACAGACGAUAACAUCAAAGAAACAGUUGCCGUGAUCGACUUCCUCACAUCGAGGUAUGCAAAUAGAACAGGCCUUUAUGCAAUUGAGUUAUUGAAUGAGCCACUGGCUCCUGGAGUCACACUUAAUCGCCUUGAGAAGUAUUAUAAGGCUGGUUAUGACACAGUGAGGAAGUACUCCGAUGUGUAUGUGAUCAUGUCAAACCGUUUAUCAAUCAGAAAUCCUACUGAGCUCAUCCAAUUUGCGAGUAGCUUCUCUGGAUCAGUCAUUGAUGUUCAUUACUACAACUUAUUCUCAACACUUUUUGAGGACAUGACAGUGCAGCAAAACAUAGACUAUGUGAAAAAAUAUCGUGCUUCUACUAUUAAAUCUUUAACGGUUCCCAAUGGUCCUCUUAUCUUUAUUGGGGAAUGGGUGGAUGAAAUGGAUUUGAGUGAUGCAUCCAAAGAUGAUUAUAAGAGAUUUGGGGCAGCUCAACUUGAAGUGUAUGGAAAGGCAACAUUUGGGUGGUCUUAUUGGACUCUAAAGAAUGUUGAAAUUCACUGGAGCCUAGAAUGGAUGAUAAAAAAUGGAUACAUAACUUUAUAAAAUAUUAAACAUUUAUUGAAGAUAGUGGGCUAUUGAAAAGUGAGCAACAUCAAUAAGAUUAAAGCUUGUAAUACAAAAUCCAUAUUUCCUAAAAGUCUUAUCACACGCUUGUUAAAUUUGGGAAAUAAACUUUGAUUUUGACCUUAAAAGUGUAACAAUAAUUGAAUGU
Messenger RNA from Dendrobium catenatum, 3332 nucleotides. RefSeq lists its product as uncharacterized. Gene Ontology annotation, cellular component: actin cytoskeleton; cytoplasm. The record is from RefSeq and is a predicted model, not a curated record. Gene Ontology annotation, molecular function: actin filament binding; hydrolase activity, hydrolyzing O-glycosyl compounds. The transcript is spliced from 16 exons. Lineage: Eukaryota; Viridiplantae; Streptophyta; Magnoliopsida; Asparagales; Orchidaceae. Gene Ontology annotation, biological process: actin filament bundle assembly; establishment or maintenance of cell polarity; cell migration.